AUGUCUGAGGAUGCAACAAAACACAAUUUCAGUAAUACUAUCUUGAACAACCAACCUUUGGUUCAAGAUCCCAUAGUCAUACAAACAGAGGUUGAAAACACAGAAACAGCGACUCCACUAGCAGUCCCUGUGACUGGUGACACUCAUGGAAGAAACACUAGUUCCAUAGACUCGUUCCGAAUCGAUGAUCAUGAUUGGGAAUCAACGGAGUGGAACUCCGACCAUCAAAGUUCUUUACAGAGAGUAAAAUACAAAGCUAUUAAGUUUUACAAUAAUGUUAUUUUGCCGAAUGUAGGGAUAUCGUUAUUGCUACUUUCACAGUUUUUAAACAGUAUUAUGGUUACAACAUGCAAAUUAUUAGUCACAGAUAAGAACUUCAACGAACCAAUACAUCCAGUACAGAUUUUGUUUGUUAGAAUGUUUAUCACUUACGUUUGUUGUUUGGUAUACAUGUAUGUGACAAAAGCCGUCGAAGAAGCACCAUUUGGACCAAAGAAAAUCCGAGUAUUAUUGGUUAUGAGAGGAGUUGUGGGGUUCUUUGGUGUCUUUGGAAUGUACUUUUCGUUGCAGUAUCUAAGUCUAUCGGACGCUGUUGCAAUCACUUUCCUUGUUCCAAUGGUUACUGCGUUUUUAGCGUUUGUUAUUUUAAAGGAGAAAUAUUCGAUAUUGGAAAGUGUUUGUUCGUUGUUAUCAUUAGGAGGGGUAAUUCUAAUUGCCAAACCUUCAUUCAUAUUUGGUGCUGAGUCAGAUAAAGAGACGACAGACGAAUCCGUGGAAAGCUCUUCGUCUGAAAAGAGAAUACUAGCAACAGCAGUAGGAUUAAUCGGGGUUUGUGGUGCCUCAAGUGUUUACAUUGUUUUACGGAAAAUUGGUAUGAGUGCCCAUCCUUUAUUAUCGGUGAGUUAUUUUUCGUUAACUUGCUGCAUCGUCACCUUUAUUGGUAUCCUUGUGGUACCAUCGUUAUCAUUUGUGUUACCACAAAAUGGCUACCAAUGGUUCUUGUUUGCAGUGAUUGGAUUUUCUGGCUUCUUUAUGCAAUUUUGCCUCACUGCUGGUGUUCAAAGAGUGAAAGCAUCUAGAGCUUCAUUAAUGGCAUAUUCAGGCAUGGUUUUCGCCAUCAUUUGGGAUUUAACAAUAUGGCAUCACCUUCCAGGAAUAUUAUCAUUUUGUGGUAUUGCUCUUAUCAUUGGAAAUGCCGCCAUAAUAUUGAAAUUCAAGCCAGAGAAUACAGAGGCUGAAGUUCCCGCUCAGAACGAUAUUGAAAGCAACGGCAAGUAUAACGAAUUGAAUCAAGAUUCUAUUGUGAUGCAAGAUUUUGUUAUCACUGAUGACGAGGAGGAUGAUGGAUCUAGUAGUGACACAAGUAAUCAUGGAAAAGCAGAACAAAGACCGUAA
This is a messenger RNA of Lodderomyces orthopsilosis Co 90-125, 1395 nucleotides long. RefSeq lists its product as uncharacterized. The coding region runs from base 1 to 1395 and encodes 464 amino acids. The transcript has a single exon. Gene Ontology annotation, cellular component: membrane. The record is from RefSeq and is a predicted model, not a curated record. Lineage: Eukaryota; Fungi; Ascomycota; Pichiomycetes; Serinales; Debaryomycetaceae.